GUAGCAUAUGAUCAUCUCUGAAAUGUUUUGACAGAACGCUGUGACCAACCAACCACGUGAUGAUGUAUAUAACGUACGUUGAUGUUGUAAUGUGUGUGGUUCAGUGUAUCAUGAAAUUCGUUUUGCGAAGUGAAAUGGUUGUAUAUAUUUUCACGUUGAUUAACUUUUGUUCGUUGCUUACACUUGCUAGGGCCGAUGAAAUGGAUAAAUUUGACAGUAGUCGAUGUACCCUUCUGCUACAGGAUUUUGCGAGACUUACGUCAAAUUUUACGUUUUGUGCUAUAAAUUACUCCCGGCCUAUAACAUUGUGCGAGACAUGCAUUAAAGAGUAUUUGCAAGUAAUAGAUGCCCACACUAAGAUACUGGAGAUGAAAGAUGAACAUGGUGAAAAAUGCAAAACGAAGCUGAUCAAUCAAGACCGCUUGGAAGUUAUAUAUAGUGCAUACCACUAUGUUUCCAACCUCUGGUCAGAUGCAAGUUGUGAUAGUUGUUUUGUGAAAAUGAGCAAUGGCAGCCUUACCCAAGAACUGUCAAACACCACAGUUGAAUUUCAGCAUCUCCACGAUAAAACACACAAAUGUUUUCUAGAUCAUUAUUAUGUGACAAAUAAAACAUUUGACAAAAAUGUAUGUUCAGACUGUGAAAAGUCGUAUUGUGAGAUGAAUGAUUACUAUGAUCGUCUCAAGAAAGAACAGGAAAUGGGAGUCUGUGUGGAUAUUGUUGAUACUAUGAACAGAACACGUUCCUUCUGGAGUGGAAGACUGGGUUGUGAUAGAAAGAAUCAUUCAGUUGAUGUGUAUCUGGUGUGUCUGUUUACACUUAUGGCAAUAAUACCUGUAAUAUUUUACACAUCUUUGCGGUCUCUGGUUAGGAAGACAGAACACAAACUACUUGUUCAGAAGCGGUUGGCAGAGCAUCUAAGCAGGCCAUCAACAAGUACAGCUGCUACCUGAUGAUACAAUGACAUUAUCUAAUGUUAAUGUACCAAAGAUUGUUGUUACUUUUAUAAUAGCUGUUAUGUUCAUAUUUGAAGCUGUGAUUUCAUUCUUUGUAUGUUAUCUUCUAAGGUUACAUGGCCAAAAAAUUGUGAUAUGUUUCAGUUUUUUACAGUAUUUAUUUAGGUGUGAUAUUUUUCAUAUUAUAAUAGAACAGGAGUC
This is a messenger RNA of Schistocerca serialis cubense, 1157 nucleotides long. Its product is annotated as osteopetrosis-associated transmembrane protein 1. Bases 60 to 953 code for a protein of 297 amino acids. Gene Ontology annotation, cellular component: cytosol. The record is from RefSeq and is a predicted model, not a curated record. Lineage: Eukaryota; Metazoa; Arthropoda; Insecta; Orthoptera; Acrididae. The transcript has 6 exons.